This is a messenger RNA of Phycodurus eques (leafy seadragon), 2430 nucleotides long. It is a transcript of the gene tmem35, whose product is annotated as transmembrane protein 35. The transcript is spliced from 2 exons. Lineage: Eukaryota; Metazoa; Chordata; Actinopteri; Syngnathiformes; Syngnathidae. The record is from RefSeq and is a predicted model, not a curated record. Gene Ontology annotation, molecular function: acetylcholine receptor regulator activity. The coding region runs from base 18 to 521 and encodes 167 amino acids. Gene Ontology annotation, cellular component: endoplasmic reticulum. Gene Ontology annotation, biological process: chaperone-mediated protein complex assembly; positive regulation of protein localization to cell surface.
CUUGUCGGCGUGCAAACAUGGCCUCCCCGAGGACGAUAACCAUCGUGGCGCUCUCCUUCGCCCUCGGCUUGUUCUUCGUCUUCAUGGGGACCAUCAAACUGACGCCGAGGCUCAGCAAAGACGCGUACAGCGAGAUGAAACGGGCGUACAAGAGCUACGCCAAAGCUUUGCCGGGCCUGAAAAAGAUGGGCGUCACCUCGGUGCUUCUCCGCAAGAUCAUCGGCUCCCUGGAGGUGGCCUGCGGCGCCGUCCUGACGCUGGUCCCGGGCCGGCCCAAGGACGUGGCCAACUUCGUGCUGCUGCUGGUCACGCUGGCCGUGCUGUUCUUCCACCAGCUGGUGGGCGACCCCCUCAAGCGCUACGCCCACGCGCUGGUCUUCGGCAUCCUGCUCACCUGCCGGCUGCUCGUCGCCCGGCAGGGCGACGAGCGGCCGGAGAGGGAGGAGAGCGGGGAGGAGCGCCAGCCGCAGCAUCAGCAGCACGUCAACGACCAGGAGAAGAACAAGGUCAAGCAGUCUUAAAAGCAAUUUCUUUUGGGGGUCCCCCGCAGCUGCAACCAAGGGAAUCGUUGAUAUUUUGAACACAAAUACAUUGAAGUGGCGGCCACUCAUCACCCCGACGUGACUGUGAACAAUCAUCGCUGUGGACACGAGCUCGUGUCAUUGUCUUGUCCCAUUGCUAAACUAACAGACAAUACGGUGUUCCCUCGCUACAUCGCGGUUCAUCAUUCACGUCCCCACUCCGUAAUUUUUUUUCCUUUUUUUUUUUUUAAAAUGGUUUCUUAAAGUACACUGUAAAGUGGUACCUUAAUGUAGUGCCCCAAUUUGCGAGUUUUUCGGGUUACCACCCGUCGCUCGGUCGAUUUCUUGCAUCAUAUACUCUGCUGUUCCAAAAAAGUGACCCCCCUCACCCCCCCCCCCCCAAAAAAAAAAAUGGCACUAUUAAUGAAUUCACUGCCAGCUGUUUUCCAAGCAGAACCUACCAUAUUGCCAGCCAGUUUGGAGCAUUCGGACUGAACUUUCAAGACCCACAACAUAUUGUGUUCCGUAACAAGCAUCAAACCGACCGACCAAAUGAAUCGAAUCUCUGAUUUCACCAGAGGAAAAAAAAAUGGACCUUUUUACAUUUCUGUAGUGGUAAUUUCUAACCAAAAAGCUGAAAAAAGAGCUUUUUGUGAAACCAAACGUGUCAAGCAAAACAGUGACUUUGCCGCUCAUGUAUUUUUGCUUUUGUGACACCACAAAUGAUCAAACAACAAAAACAAGACCGAGAAAGAGCUUGUGAUGGCAAAAUAAUCUUUUAUUUACUGAUGUAAAACCCCGCGAAAGCUCUUACUCACGGCAUGGCUCGUGGCUUUUCCGCAUGCCUUUUCCACUCCACUUUCUGCUACCUACUGCAACACAGACUGUUGCUAGCUUACAGAAGCAUGUUUGAGGUGCCUAAACAUGUCCGACUUUCAACACGUUGGCGUUUCUCUCCCUCCUAAUUGACGUGACAAGCUGAGAUUCACCCCCGAAUCAUCAUCAUCUCAUCUCAAAUUCAAAGUGAUGCAAUUCUGGCAUCUGUUAAGUCAUCACAGUGGUUUGCAAACCUGAAUUUAACGGCCACGCCGGUCGAGACCGUCUUCCACGGCUUCCCCGUUGAAAAACGUACUUGACGAAUAUAUUCGUCGGUGGCAGUAAACGGUUGGAUUCCAGUUGAUGAAUAUCAACGUCGAAGGUAGUGAAGGAGUUCGGGCGUGUGGGCAAGAAGAGCCACAGUCGCCGAUUCAAACAGUCAAAGGCGCAAACGCAUAACGAGAACACUUGGAAGGAGCAACUCCGACUCUUGAUGUCACUCAAAACAAAUGCGCAAGCAUAAAAAACGUUUCGAAAACGUUGGUUCUAUCUGCACGAUGGCGAGACCGUGAUACGUGAACUUUGAUCUAGCUGGGGAUUACUGUUAACUCACAAAUGUACUUUUUCAGUGUGAAAUUUGGAAGAAUUUACGAAGCGAUUCUGUUCUAUGACUGGCAACUGCGGUUGGGAAUCGUUGAAUGACAGCUCGUUUCUUUCAGUGGACAUUUUAGCUCGUGAAAGGAUUUUCCGAAAUAAACGUGAAAUCGUUCGUUUACAUAUCCACACCAUCCGAUGCAGUAUUCAAGGAAUAUCUUUAGAAUUCUACAUAAACCUUUGGCUCAUUAUUCUUUCCCCCCUUUUUGUAUUUACAGAACUGCAUGUUCCCAAUGUGAAUGAUCCAGAACAUCCUGUCUUUUAUGUAUUAUCAGUUACAAAUGGAAUUUUGUGAGUUGUAUGUGUUUGUUCUCUGUAAGAGGAGUCGAGUACUCUGUCGGGAUUUGUGUUUGCUGGGCCUGAGAAUUUGUUUUGAAAUGGCUUUUCGACUUUCUCUAACAUGCGCAAAUAAAGACCCCGAUUAAAUAGUUUUUCUUCA